CCUCCCCAGGUGCAGCAUCCAUCGAAGGCGGGUCCAUCUCCAGCACCAGAAUCUCCAACCCGUGACCAUUGAGCGUCGGCGAUGAAACAUGCAACUCCUCCACCAGCCUAUUAUUCUGCGCAAGCUCAUCCGCUCCACUGUCGAUCCUCAGAAGCAGAGGCCUGCCACUCGGUCCGUCCCUCGUCAACCUUCGUUCCCAUUCCUCCUCGUCCUUCAGCGGGUCGGCGACAACCAGGCGCAGGAGUUCCUUGGCCUUCUUCAGCGAAGCCCCUCCAUCCGCAAUGCCCAGUACCGCGACCCGGAUCGUCUCCUCGCCCGGACUUUGCUCCAGCCCGCGCAGCGCGAGCUGUAAACGAGAGAUGUUGACGUAGGGACCGGCAUGCUUCUGCAGAUCCAGCAACGCGUCUCGAAGCUCAAUUCGCGGUUCCUUCGGUAUAUAUCUCACUCCACUGUCUGCAGCCGGUAUGCUAGAAACAUCAGAUUGCUGGCGAACUUGAAGCCCAUGCUGUGAGGGCUGCGCGGGCUGCGAUAGCCGGGUACGUCUGACGGGGGAUACGCGACGCAGAGAGCGCGAAAGGGAGCAGAAUAGACAUAUUUGUGAAUUCCGGGAAGUGGGUGAUAUUCGAGGCAAUCCAAUUGCCAGCCUCGAUAAUCGCGGAGGCAUUGUGAUCCUCGAGGAUGGAAGCUAAGG
Messenger RNA from Amorphotheca resinae ATCC 22711, 691 nucleotides. RefSeq lists its product as hypothetical. NCBI's taxonomy places the organism in Eukaryota, Fungi, Ascomycota, Leotiomycetes, Helotiales, Amorphothecaceae. The transcript has a single exon. The coding region runs from base 82 to 366 and encodes 94 amino acids. The record is from RefSeq and is a predicted model, not a curated record.